Messenger RNA from Hermetia illucens (black soldier fly), 934 nucleotides. RefSeq names its product 18S rRNA aminocarboxypropyltransferase. Gene Ontology annotation, biological process: maturation of SSU-rRNA. Lineage: Eukaryota; Metazoa; Arthropoda; Insecta; Diptera; Stratiomyidae. The record is from RefSeq and is a predicted model, not a curated record. Bases 35 to 844 code for a protein of 269 amino acids. Gene Ontology annotation, molecular function: rRNA small subunit aminocarboxypropyltransferase activity. The transcript has a single exon.
UCCCCUUCAAGGUUAUGUCAAACGGAAUGUCAAGAUGUCCUCCAAACGUAACAAGUUCCAAAACAAAAACACAAGAAAGUUCAAGAAUAGCAAAACGAAUAGAAAUUGCGAACGUACGUUAGCAGAGAGUGCCGCACAACUAGCAAUCAGCAGCAAUAGCUCCGACAGCAGUGACAGUUCAGACAAUGAAGAUCUGGGCCAACCUCCGAAAUAUCCGGUGGCGAUGUGGGACCUAAACCAAUGCGAUCCGAAAAAGUGCUCCGGAAGGAAACUAGCUCGCCACGGGCUCAUCACGAACUUGAAGCUGGGUCAACGCUUCCCUGGAUUAGUUUUAACUCCAGUCGGAGUUAACUGUGUCAGCCCUGCCGACCGGCAAAUUAUUGAGUCAAGUGGCCUCGCUGUGGUGGAUUGCUCAUGGGCGAAAUUAGAGGAAACUCCAUUCGACCGGAUGAAAACUCCGCAUCCGCGACUGCUCCCGUUCCUCGUGGCGGCAAACCCAAUCAACUACGGAAAACCCUGCCAGCUAAGCUGCGUGGAGGCGAUCGCUGCCGCAAUGUACAUUGUAGGUCAUAAGCAGGAGGCAAAAUGGUACCUGAACAAGUUCUCGUGGGGACAUUCAUUUCUGGAAUUGAACGACACACUUUUGGAGAAAUACUCGAACUGCACAACUAGUGCCGAAAUUCUGGAGGCGCAAAAUGCAUACUUGAAGGAAGCACAGGACGAGAAGCUCCAGAACAAGGCCAGGAGAGAUUGGCCCACUUCAAGCAGCGGCAGCGAGUCUGAUGACGAAGCCGAAAGUACUGAAUGUGAUGAUAAAGUACGUAAAGACGAUGUAAAUAAAUAGUUAAUGGUUAUGGAUUAUAUUUUAGCUUCUGCGUAAGAGUAAUAUUGAUAUUCAAUAGACGAAUAAAGCUUACUUUUUACAUGGAGUAAA